CAGUGGUGGUUGCCAUUUUUCGCUGUCUGUGGAAGGGGCAUGCCGAAAGCCUGAAAUUUACAUUUUCGGCAAUUUUGUGGACGUUACAGUGAGUUUGAAACCAAAAAUCGUCUAAAUGGCGCUAAAUCCACAAUACGAUGCAAUCGGAAAAGGAUUUGUUCAACAAUAUUAUGCGCUAUUCGACGACCCGGCACAGCGACCAAAUCUGGCAAAUUUGUACAACGUAGAAACAUCUUUUAUGACAUUUGAAGGAGUGCAACUACAAGGUGCUGUUAAAAUUAUGGAAAAAUUAAAUGGCUUGGGAUUCCAAAAAAUCGGCAGGUUUAUCACAUCAAUUGACUCACAGCCUAUGUUUGAUGGUGGUGUUCUAAUCAAUGUUCUUGGCAGGUUGCAAUGUGACGACGACCCACCACACUCUUACAUGCAGACGUUUGUACUAAAAACACUUGGAGACUCCUUCUUCGUUCAGCAUGACAUCUUCCGUCUCUGCAUUCACGACGUCGCCUAAAACCUUGGACUGUCCAUCGCGAAUCAAUGUGAAGAGACUACCACAUUCACUUUUACCAUAACCUGUUUCAAUCCUGAGCGUCCAAUGUAUAAACUUCCAUAGAGAUUCCAUUAACA
Molecule: messenger RNA, 624 nt
Organism: Cydia splendana
Lineage: Eukaryota; Metazoa; Arthropoda; Insecta; Lepidoptera; Tortricidae
Gene: Ntf-2
Product: probable nuclear transport factor 2
Exons: 4
Coding region: 116-508 (130 amino acids)
Biological process (GO): protein import into nucleus
Cellular component (GO): nuclear pore central transport channel
Molecular function (GO): nuclear import signal receptor activity
Source: RefSeq, a predicted model, not a curated record